This is a messenger RNA of Rubroshorea leprosula, 2262 nucleotides long. The record is from the annotation of a GenBank genome assembly. NCBI's taxonomy places the organism in Eukaryota, Viridiplantae, Streptophyta, Magnoliopsida, Malvales, Dipterocarpaceae.
AAUUUUCAUGUCGUCAGACGUUUUCUUUCUUCUAUCGCCUCUGAAUCACCUCUUCUUCUUCGCCCCCAUCACCUGAAGUCACAGUAUCAGAACCUCAAGUACCCCUCUUCGCCUUUUCCUUCACUUCUAUCAUCAUGUCAGAACAUCAGAUCUCUGAAACAAAUCCAUGCUUCUCUUCUCUUAUCUGGGUUUGAACCCAGUUCCUUUGCCUCCAAGCUCAUAUCCCUCUAUGCCUAUUUCGAUGAUCUUCAAAUUGCCAUGAUGGUUUUCAAGUCCUUGAAAGAACCCGGGACUAUGAUGUGGAAUUUGAUUAUAAAAUACCAUGUUGAUUUUGGUUACUGCGAUGAGGCUUUGUUGCUGUAUGGGAAAAUGAGAGAAGUGGGUGUUAGGCAUGAUUCUUUUACGUUUCCUGUGAUAAACAGAGCGGUUUUGGGGGCAAAUGGGGGUUUGUGUUUUGGGGAAAUCGUUCAUUGUCUUGCAAUGAAAAUAGGUUUUGGAUUGGAUUUGUAUUUUGGCAAUACACUGAUUGAGGUUUAUGGGAAAUUUGGGUGUAUUGGGCAUGCUUAUAAAGUGUUUGAUGAAAUGCUGGAAAGAGAUUUGGUAACUUGGACAUCUAUGAUAUCUGUGCUUGUUUCUGAGGGAAAUGUGGGUGGUAGUUUUACAUUGUUUGAGAAGAUGAGGGCGAGCAUGGAACCCAAUUCCGUUACUUUGAUUGUAUUGUUUCGAGGCUGCUGUGACUCUGGAAGUUUAAUAGAAGGGAGGCAAAUGCAUGGUUAUGUGAUCAAGAGUGGAGCUCUGAUUGAUGGUUUUGUGCAAAAUUCUGUUUUGAGACUGUACAAAAGAAUGGGCACUGAUGAAGAAGUUGAAAAUUUUUUUGGUGAGAUUCAUCAGAGGGAUGUAGUUUCAUGGAAUACUUUGAUUUCCUUUUACUCACUGACGGGAGAUAUUGAGCAGGUUGCAAAAAUAUUCUGUAAAAUGCGGGGUGAGGUAGAGGUCAGCAUGGAGACAUUAACCUUGGCAAUAUCAGCUUUAGCAAAAUCUGGGAAUCUAUCACAAGGUGAACAAUUACAUUGUUGUGCUAUAAAAUUGGGGCUACAGGAUGAUGCCUUGCAGACCUCUUUGUUGGACUUUUAUGGCAAGUGUGGAAAGUUGGGAAAUUCAACUCUUCUUUUAAGAGAAAUAACUGGGGGAAAUACCAUAGCCCAGUGUGCAAUGAUGUCAAGCUAUAUUCAGAAUGGUUACUUCAAGGAGGCAAUUGAAUUUUUCCAGAAAAUGCAACCUGCAGGUCAUAAACCAAGGCCUGAGAUUUUGAGCAAUGUCUUGAAUGCAUGUACUCAUCUUGGCAUCCUACAGUUUGGAAGAGAAAUCCAUGGCUAUUCCUUACGGAACUCAUUUUACAGUCACGAGGAAGAUAAUGCAUGCUUAGAAACUUCAAUAUUAAACAUGUACAUCAGAUGCGGGAGCAUUUCUUCUGCUAGAUUGUGUUUUGAUAGAAUGCUUGUCAAAGAUGUAGUGGCAUGGACAUCAAUGAUUGAGGGCUACGCAACCCAUGGAUUUGGCCUUGAUGCUCUAGAACUUUUUUGUCAAAUGAUAGAGGAAGGAGUAACUCCAAACAGUGUCACUUUUUUGAGUUUAUUAUCUGCUUUUAGCCACUCUGGCCUUGUAGGUGAAGGCUGCAAAGCUUUUCACUCCAUGAAAUGGAGAUUUGGUAUUGAACCCAAUCUGGACCAUUACACUUGCAUCGUUGAUCUUCUGGGUCGAUCUGGAAUGCUCAAAGAGGCCUUAACUAUAAUCAUGAAAAUGACUGCUUUUCCAGACGGUCGGAUUUGGGGAGCCCUUCUUUCAGCCUCUGUUAUUCAUGGUGACAGAGAAUUAGGGGAAUACGCUGCACAAAGGAUUUUGGAACUAGAACCUGAUAAUGUUGGAUACUAUACACUGCUUAGCAAUGUUCAGGCUUGCACUGGAAAGUGGAAUGAGGUGGAAGAAGUUCGGAAAGCUAUGUUCGAGAAGGAUUUGAAGAAGAAACCAGGGUGGAGUUUCAUUGAGGAAAAGGGGAACAUACAUUGUUUUGUUUCUGGAGAUAGAUCACACAAUCAGGUGGAGGUGAUUUAUGAUGUAUUGAGAUGUUUGCGUAGAAAAGUACAAGAACCUGAAUGUUUACCAUUUUGACUGAUUUAAAUCCUCAAGGAGGCAUAUACUGUUCUAAUUGAAGUACAAGGGCAUAUAUCAGAAAACAAAAAGUAACAAAAGGGGCAAAGUGUA